This is a messenger RNA of Pyrenophora tritici-repentis Pt-1C-BFP, 192 nucleotides long. The record is from RefSeq and is a predicted model, not a curated record. NCBI's taxonomy places the organism in Eukaryota, Fungi, Ascomycota, Dothideomycetes, Pleosporales, Pleosporaceae.
AUGGCAUAUCUAAACAUUUGUAACGGUUUGGGACUUGCCAAGACCGACUUGGGUGAGAGUUGGAAGACGAGAGACCUAAAGAGCUCGAACAGUCUGCACGAGACCAAAGACCGCAAACUUAGAUACAUGGUUCGACGAGUGGGUGACGAUCACCCGACUCCUUACGGAGGCCAAGAUGCCAGAGACGACUAG